GGUGAAGGAUCAACGAUGCUCGCAUUUCGCCGCCUUCUUUUGAGAAAUCGACGACAUUUUUAUUUCUUCCUGCCUUGGUGGAAUUUCACGUCGUUAUCGCGAAACAGGCGAAAAUGGAGAACGUCAGUGAAGACGUCGACGAUGUGAAAAAAUUGGAAGCACCUCUUGCUUUGGACGAUGCGUAUACGCUGACGCCACUGGUUGCCGCCACCGCCAGCCAUACAGGCGGCCGCCACUGGCUGCCUCUACGGCACAGAGAAUCCGAGGCUGCCAAGGCAUAUCCCUGUCCCCUCCUGCCCAGAGAAGCCAUCCUCUUAUUCCCACUCCUCCUACGGAGCACCUGUCGUGCCAGGGAGUUCUGCGCGUUAGGGGCGCUCGCCGGAGUAUUCUUACAGAGAUCGGUUUGAAUCGUCCGCGUUUAAGAACGCAUGCGCAAGGGAGACGCGAACUCUAUAGUAAUCUCUCUGUGAGUUUGCGCGAUGCUCGCGACCGCGCCAAGGUAAACGCCGACAAGGAGGUCACGGCACCGGUGAAUUGUGUUAAGUGACGGAAAUCUCGUCAAGAAGAGACUCGUUCUCGAAGAGUACGACUACGACGAUCACGAGGACAACUAUUACGAGGAACAUUGUCUGGUUUUGAGUCUGGACGAGUGUUGAUGCAGUGUUAGAUCAAACUGAUCCAACUUGCGACUUUACGUCUUUAAGCGUUACGCGCGGUUACUCGCGAAGAGAUCGAGAGUUGAACGUUCGACCUGGAAAAGAAGGAGACAGAAAAAGAGAGAAAAAGAGAGAGAGAGAGAGAGAGAGAGAGAGAGAGAGAGAGAGAGAGAGAGAAAGGACGAAAGCGCGAAGAAGCGAUAAGGAGAUAAAGGUGUCUGCCGGGAUGCGGUACGAGAAGCCGUUCAGCUCCAGCUAACACGUGGUGACGAUCCACACACUCCAAGAUCGCGAGGGAAGCGUGUUUCAUCGUGUGAGGCUGGGACCUCCAGGAUGCCAGGGGUGUGGAAGUUGCUACGCAUGCUGAUCUAUAUGGUGGUUGGCUUGAAGAACGUUGGUAGCAACGGCGACAUCUGGCCGCUUGAAAGGCCAGAGGGCAUGCCGGCCAUCCAAUCCCUCGAAGUGAUGUGCGGAAAGGAUCACAUGGACGUUCAUCUCUCGUUUUCGCAACCAUUCGAGGGAAUCGUUUCGUCCAAGGGCCAACAUGCCGAUCCUCGAUGCGUUUACGUUCCACCGUCAACAGGACAAACGUUCUUCUCAUUUCGUAUAGCAUAUGCCAGAUGCGGUACAAAGCCGGACAUGCACGGACAAUUUUACGAGAAUACCGUUGUCGUUCAAUACGAUAAGGAUCUACUUGAAGUUUGGGACGAAGCUAAACGAUUGCGAUGCGAGUGGUUUAACGAUUAUGAGAAAACUGCAUCGAAACCGCCGAUGGUGAUAGCCGAUCUCGAUGUUAUACAAUUAGAUUUUCGAGGGGACAAUGUGGACUGUUGGAUGGAAAUACAACAUGGGAAAGGACCAUGGGCUCCGCCAGUGUCUGGCAUCGUUCCUCUUGGCUCGACUCUAACGCUGGUCGUCGCGAUAAACGAUUACCGAGGUAACGAGCGACAGAACUCCCAAGGUGAGUUCGACAUGCGAGUCAAAUCGUGCGUAGCUUCGGACGGCGGUGGACACACGAUACAGCUCAGCGAUGAGUUCGGAUGCGUUCUAAGGCCUAAGAUGAUCAGCCGUUUUCUCAAGGCCAGAGGAUCGGACGAUCGCGCUACUGUUAUAACAUAUGCUUUCUUCCAUGCAUUCAAGUUUCCUGAUGCUCUUAGCGUCCAUAUCAAGUGCAAGGUGGAGAUCUGUCGACACGGUUGUCUCGAUCACUGUCAACUUAGCGGCUCGGUAGGACAUUACAUUCAAGAACGUAAGGAUCAGAUCCUUCAGCAAUAUCACCAGACCACAGGAACGCCCAUCAUUCACAACGACGAUAAUAACAGUGCGGAGAAAAACGAAGGGGGCGUAAACGACGAACAAAACGACGGAUCUCUUUAUGACGACAUCAUUCAGAACGGUGACGAGAUGACUUCGAUAGGCGGACAAUUUCUUGGCGUCGAGAAGUCAGUUGUAAAGGCUCAGCCACAAACUAGCAAUCGACUUGCAGCUCCCGUGAUAGAGACGCAAAACGAGGACGACGUACAUCCGGACGAUCUUUCACGGCCGUUCUUGGAACCACAGAGAGUUACGAGAUACGAGAGCGACCGUGAACAAUUCCCUCACGGGCCACGUAAUUUAGAAGAGGACGGAGGUUCAAGACCUGUGACACCUUUGUCUUCGGCUAACGUGAGGCGAAAGAGAUCGGUGGUGGUGUCGGACAGAAAGGUUCGAAGUGCGGACGUCGGUGUAAGCGGAAUUUACGAGGUAAUAUCUGAGGCUGACCUGGCCUUCAGUCCGGAUACCCACGCCGAGGCCGUGACGGUAUUUCAAGGUAGAAUAAGGGAGGAGGUUGUAUAUGGUAUUUGUUUGCCAAUGCCAGGCUUCAGUGCAUUGUUCGUCGUCGUAGCCCUUUCAGCCGUAGUCUCUGCAUUAGUUGCCGGUGCUAUGUUGCAUCGAUUGCAAGCACAACGUGAAGCGGUCGUAGGUAAUAGCAGAAAAAAUCGACCGGUCGCUACGACCAACGGUUGGUUGCUUUAUGGUUUCCUUCGUGUACGUUGUACGACGAGACCACAACCACCACCGCCACCACCGCCACCGUCAUCGUCCUCAUCCUCGUCGUCAUCGUCGUCAUCGUCGUUAUCAUCGGCAACGUCAUCGUCAUCAUCAUCAUCAUCGGCGCAAUUGCAAAAACAAACGAACGAGAUCGUCUCAAGGGAGACACCAUCGAUCGAGAGAGGCUGAUCCGAAAGUUAACGACUCCAGCGACUCGACGAAUAUAAUCGGACAGCAUUAUCGGACAGUGAUAAAAUGCUCUCCGAGAGACUAUGUGCAAUAAUACGCUGUACAAAGUAAAACGUAAGUGCGUAGGAUCGCGCCCGAGUAAUCUCCCGAGUCGUAUUUAGUCGAGAGUAAUAGUCUCUUUUCCUUUUUUUCUUUAUUUCUAUCUUAUUUUUCUUUCCAACGCAUUUCUUUCCUUUUUUUUUCAUUUAUCUUUCUUCGUUAUUCUCUUCUUCAUCUUAUUCCGAAGUACAUCCUCGAAAGAUUUAGUCGUUUGUAUUCACGGGACGCUGAUCUUCGAUCGUUCGAACUAUACUUCUCGAGCCAUUAAUGCCAAGUCGUAUUGUCUCUCUUUUUUUUUUUUGUUUUCCUCUCUCUUUCUCUCUCUCUCUCUCUCUCUUUCUCUCUCUCUCUUUCUCUCUCUUUUUCUCUCUCGAAGUCAGAAUAUCGUGAAACGAUAUUUAAGCGAUAAUAGCGAGACGUGUCUGGAAAUAUACAACUUCUUCAUUGCCGAUACAUUCGAGAAAAGAUCAUUUCUUGUCUACCUGAAGUCAUCGAAUCGUACGUGCUGUUUAAUUUUUUUUAUUAUUUAAGUUAAUAAAAAUUAUAUAU
Messenger RNA from Vespa mandarinia (Asian giant hornet), 3524 nucleotides. It is a transcript of the gene m, whose product is annotated as zona pellucida domain-containing protein miniature. The record is from RefSeq and is a predicted model, not a curated record. NCBI's taxonomy places the organism in Eukaryota, Metazoa, Arthropoda, Insecta, Hymenoptera, Vespidae.